AACAAAAGCCUCAAAAACAAGCUCUUGUCAGGAAACAAGCUUUGUGGUAUUCACGCAGAAGAGUCAAAAAAGAUCCAAGCCCAGCUGAAAGAGUUUCAUUAUGGGAAAAAGGAUUUGAUUUUUAAGGCACAACAGCUAACAGAUCUGGAGCAAAAACUAUCAGUUGCAAAAGACAAAUUGGAAAAUGCAGCCCUUGACAAAGAGUCACAGCUGAAAGCUCUGAAGGAGACUGUGCAGCUUUGCUUGUCAUCUGUUCUGCGCAAUCAGCCUCCCACAAUGAAUCUAAUCUCUUCAAAACCACCUGAGAAGCUGAAUUCCUCAAAUACAAAGAGCUCCAAAGUUCCAUUUCAAGUGACAAGUACCAAGGUCUGGCAAAAUGUCUCAGCAGAGAAAGAGAAUUUUCAUGUGGUCUUGAAAAAAGAAGAAAAUCAAAGCACCCAGGAGUGUGAUUCUCAAGAUGUUGCCAAGACAUGUUUGGGGAAUCAUAAUGAUUCAACAUCUCGUUUGAAAGCAGCAGAAACAGAGACAAGCUUUCAGAAGCUGCACAGCCCUCCAUGGACUAAACCUGAAGAUAAAAAAUCACCUGAAAAAAAUGAGAAAAAAUAUGAAAAAUCAGUUAGUACACAAGAAAACAAGCACUAAAUUCUACUAAUCUGCAUUGAAAAAUGCCAGUCAUUUCCAUCCUCGUGUUCUGUUAGCACAAAGGCAUGAAAUGUCCCAGGUUUCUAAAGCAUGCAUUUUUCACUGUUUUAUGAGUGUCUGUAAAUUAGUCUAGAACACACCAAUUGGUACCUUACAGCAAUAAUCAGAAAUGGAUGUUUGAAGAAAUGUUUUGUAAUUCAGUCCAGUUUUUGAACUCUUAUUCUACCUUAUUAUUAGUAAUUGUAUACUUAAUUAUUAUUAGUAGUAAUUGUAAUUAUUAUUAUUAGUAGUAAUUGUAUACUGUAAAUUACUUUCUUUGUAAACAGUCACUCUCAAGUAUUUUCUCAGUCUGUUUAAUGUAAUUUUGUGGCAGAUAAAGUUUUAAGAUUAAGGGGCAGUCAGUGUGUGUGUGGAAAAUAUCUGUGUAACCAUAUUUGAAGUACAGUCCUUAAGUGCAACUUAAGUGCAAAGAAAGCUGUGCGCGAGGGUCCAUGUAUACUUACCUUUUAGUAAUUUCCUUUCAAAUCUACUUACACAAUAAAAUAUUUUAUUUUGUUCUUUUUUUUCCUCACUGCUAUAUUAACUAGUCCAUUUUUGAACACUGAAAAGCUGACAGAAAUGGAGUUUAAGGGAUGGAAAUGGAGAGGAUCAUUACCAAUUGCAGAUUGUACUGAGUUAUAAUUUCUUAACUUGGAUGGCAGCCAUAGGAAGUCAGUUUCAUUCCUUAUAUUUGUGCCGAUCUCAACAGGAUAAAAUAGAGAAUACUUCAAGGGGUAAAGCCCUAUUUUGUCCACUACCGUUGUCCUUUGAUCACUCCAUCAGGAAGGAGCAUAUUGAUUGGAGUAAGCUCUGUCACUCAUGGAUUCUUUCAGUUUCUCCUUAGUCACAUACUGUAUGACAAGAAAGCACAAAGAAAGAGAGGAGAAGGAAGAGAGAAUGUUUUGUUUGUGUGUAUGUCAUUAUUGGUCUAAUUUAAGAAUUCAUAUGACAUAUCUUGUUGAGAUGCACAUCUUUCAAGAAGAGUAGGAAAAGCAAAUUGCCUGAUGCAAUGUUAUGCUAUCCCUAGAAAGAUGUAUUUUAAAGCAGUUGUAACUUGUAAACUUCCAGCAUUGUCUUAAUGCACACAGCAGCACAUUUUUCACUAGAUUUAAAGUAGUUGUAAUAAUUUACCUUUUGUUGCUUUGUAUCAAUUUAAAUGCAAAUAGACAAAUCCUUUAUUUCACUUAGUGGUAUUCUGUCUUCAGUUUUAUCAUUUAAGAUUUUACCUCUCCUUCAGCAGUCUCCUUCAAUACCCACCUUUUCCUUGCUGGUAUGAAUAAUCUUUCAAUCUGACUCUGCGCACUUUGAAUAUGCUCCUCUACUCGAAGGUAGAUAGUUGCAGAAUGGUAGGUUUCUCUGCCUUGAGAAAAUACAGUUUUAAAAAGAAGAAAACCUCAUUAGCUGACCAAAUGAUGACAAACUACAGCCUAUUCAUUUUAAGGGUCAAAAGAAGUGGAAUUGUGGCCACAAAAUUAAUCAGAAAAGAGAUGGGGCUUUUUGCCUCUGAUCCUAAAUCUUGCUGAAGACAAUCUGUUGUCUUUCAAAAUUUUGAGCAAAACUUGUAAUCUUGUCAUGUCUACAGCUGGCAUUAAUUUCUAGUGAUUCCAAAAGUGACAUUGGUUUGCAUAUGACACACCUUAACUGAAAAGGUGAUGAAACUCUGUUUCAGUCAUCUGUCAAGAAAGGAUCUCCACUGGACACUGGUUGAAAUCCUCCAGGAGGACAAAAGCCUGUGAGCACAAUGUUUCCUGUAGCUUUAGAAAGAAGCCUUUGUUAAUAGGAUCCCCUUCAUCAGGCAGCCUGUAGUAGAUACCAACUACAUGGAUCCUUUGCUGCAUUGAUCAGAUUCUUACCUACAGGCUUUUGACUUGCUCAUGGCUGUUCUUCAAAGACAGCUCACAUUGAAUCAAUUUCUUGGUGUAGAGGGCAAUCUCUCCAUCUCCUUCUUCUCCUGUAUCUUCUGAACAGGCGGUAGCUAUCAGUAGUGAUACUCCAGUCAUGGGAUUCAAUCCACCAAGUUUCAGUAAUGCAACAAGGUCAUAAUUUUCUAGCAGCACAGUGGUUUCCAGGUCCUCCUGUUUAUUGCCCAUGCUGUAUGCGUUGAUAUAAGGCACCUCAGAUUGUCUGUCGAACACUUCACCUUCUCAAAGGAACACCCCUCUUCUUCCUUUGAUAUAAUUUUCUGGUGUUUUCCAUGUCAGCUUUUAUUACCUUAGGAGUCCUCAGCUUGUCCCCAUAAGACUGCAAGUGCAUUCCAGUGUGGCUCACUACAAAAUCAUUGGGGUGGGCUAUCCAUUUUAACCCCAAUGCUUUCUUUCCCCCACCCAGGGCACAUCUCUCCCAUGCUGGUUUUAUUGCCUUUCCCCUUCAAAGCUAUCCCUCUCAAUCAGCCCUGCCAACUCAAGAACACCAUCCUUUUUCUCCUUUUAAACAGGUGAACCCCAUCUCUCUCCAUCAGGUCUGAUGCUAUAUAAAUCACUCCAUGAUCCAAAAAACUCCAAAUUCCACCAAUGGCACCAGUCUCUAAGCCACACAUUGAUCAUGCAGAUUCUCCCAUUCCUUUUGGCAUUCUUCCUUGCUACUAAAGGGCUUGAGGAAAGCAUCACCUGUGCUCCUACUCCUUCAACCAGUCGCCCCAAUGCUCUGAAGUUCUUUUUGAUUCUGCUAGGAUUUGAUUGCAUUCUCUUGUCAACCUUGUCACCGCCAACCUGACAACAAGCAGUGGGAAAUAAUCAGAGGGCUGAAUCAUUCCAGGGAGUCUCCUGGUAAACCCCUUACCCACACCCAAGGGAGACAGCAGAAUUCCCUGUCAGAUGGCAUACGUGGCCCCCAGUUCCCCUCAGAAGGGAGUAGCCCAAUACAACUACCCUUUAUUAUUUCCUGACAGUUGAAGUUGUGAUCCAUCUGGCUGACUGACCUAUUCCAGAUAAACCCCCAGACAGACCUUCUUCUCCAAUAUCAUCUGCCUGACCCUCAUGUUCAGAGCCUCAUACUUGCAGUGUAAGGGUACUUGGGAAGGUAAGAGAGGCUGGGAGGGGAUUCUCCUACCUCCAUGAGCAGGGACCUUUUUCCAUUCCCCCUCAUGUUUUAGGUCCCCUCCUUCUGCCUGAUGGCGAGAGGAUCAGGGCUCACACAACUCUUGCUGAGCUUUGAAGAGUGUGACUCCACCAGUCUAUUUCACUUUCUUACUCCCUGAUAUUCCUCAGCCUGAUUAAACUGGGAUUCGUUAUAAAUGGUAAUAUAGUUUUUGCUUUCAUAUUUAUGUAUUGGCUUUUGGAAGUUAUUAUUGAUGACAAAGAUUCUGAUAUAGUACAAUUUGUAAUCCCUUUUAACUGCUUUUUGAUAUAGUAUAAUCUGUCAGCUUUUGUAUGCACCCUAUAGCUUAUAUAAAUAGUAGUGUGUUAAUAUAUUAUAGCUUAGACCUGCACAUAGUAUUAAAAUAGAGACUGUGUGCUAUUAAAUACUUUAAUUUGUGUAACUAACUCACAUAAUGGUGUGAAAUAGCUAUAGUGGUUCAAUGUAUUUGUAGACUAUCUCAUCUGAAUGAUAACAGUGACAGGACAGGACACCAAGAGAAAAAUUUACUACUGACUCUCCAGUUAUCAGGAAGUGUCAAAACAACAGAAUGGAGCCUCGAGAAGAAAUUAAAUAUAUUGAUUUAAUCUACAGGAUGAUAUGUAGAAAAGUCAAAGGUCAAAACCAAGCAAAAGAAUUCACAGAAUAUGUAAACCCACGGGAAUGUUUGAAUAUGUAUAACCCUCAUUAAUAUGCAUUUAGCCAAUGUAAUGAAUAGUAUACAUGAAAAUUAUUUUAAGUUAACAGGCUACUUUUGGCAGUUUGCCAGGCACCCCAGCACUGGAUAUUAUUUCUUUUUACCUUUAUUAAA
Molecule: messenger RNA, 4567 nt
Organism: Cyanistes caeruleus (blue tit)
Lineage: Eukaryota; Metazoa; Chordata; Aves; Passeriformes; Paridae
Source: RefSeq, a predicted model, not a curated record